AUGACGCUCAAGGGAUUGCACGAUACCAUCCAAGGGGCCUUCCUGUGGUUCGACUGCCAUCUUUGGGAAUUCGAUAUCAACGACCGGCGCUAUGGUUUGCCCCAUGACGACGACUUCGGCUUCGAGAAGGUUUACAACGCCACCACAACACGGCUGACCAAACUGCGCGACAGUGGCAUCACAGAAUUCCUCUAUACUUACGACAUGGGCGACAAUUGGGAGCACCAUGUCGAAGUCCUGAAACUGUUCGAAAUGCCAAAAGGCGCUCGAUUGCCCGUCUUCAUCGAUGGAAAAGGACGAACGCCUCCCGAAGAUGUCGGCGGCGCACCAGGCUUCGAAAUGUUCCUAAAGGCCAUGGCUGAUCCAAGCCAUGAAGAACACGAUAAUCUUUUGCAGUGGUACGGAAAGCCAUUCGACCAAGACAAUAUCGAGACGGCAGUAGUCAAGGCUCUCAUGAACAGAUUGGCAAACAUGAGACGGUCGAAAAAGUAG
Effrenium voratum is the source of this 492-nucleotide messenger RNA. NCBI's taxonomy places the organism in Eukaryota, Dinophyceae, Suessiales, Symbiodiniaceae. The record is from the annotation of a GenBank genome assembly.